GAGAAGAGCAUAUAAAAGUGUAAAUUUUUUUAUAACCGAUUUUAUUGUUGAAUUAAGAGCCAUUGGAGGUGAAGCUUAGAAUAAUAAUUAUUUUACUCAAGUUUUAUUUAGUUUAGAAUAUGUUUGAGAUCGUUAAUUUAGUUUUCUUCGGAUAUUUAGUCAUUGUUGGUUCGUACAAAAUAGUUGAGGGUAAGUCACUUGCACCCGAAAGUAAUGGAGAGAAAAAUAUUUCGGAAAUUUGCACAACCAGUGAAUGUCAUAGUUUAUCCAGCAUAUUAAGAGAAGGAAUGAAUGAUACAGUAAAUCCUUGCGAAGACUUUUAUUCCUAUGUUUGUGGUUCUUGGCCAACUAAGUAUCCGGUUCCUGAAGAUAAAUUUAAGUUGGAUGUGAAUUCAAUGAUGGGAGAAGACAUAAAUUUAAUUCUAAAAAAAAUUUUGGAAAAACCAUCGAGUCCCGAGGACAGUGUUCCAUUAACAUUAGAGAAAAAAUGGUUCAAAUCUUGCAUGGACGAAGUAAGAAUUGACGAAAAGGGUUUGGAACCAUUGACGAAUAUUUUAGAAGAAAUAGGAGGUUGGCCAAUGGCAAUGAAUAAAAGUGCAUGGGAAAAUAAGAAAAUAACUUGGCAAGAUGUUGCUCAAUAUUAUGCUGAAAUUAUCGGUGGAUACAGUUUGUUUGAUAUCAGCAUUCAACCUGAUUUAGAUAAUUCCACUCGUCAAAUAAUUGUGAUUGAUGAACCCGAGGACUCGUUGAUUAUUAAAAGAAUGUUUGAUAACAAAGCGAAUAGUUUUUCUUAUGAAAAAAUUAUUUCAUUCAAUUCUAAUUCCGAUAAUGCUAAUAUUGAUCGCAAUGGUCCAGUUUUUAAAUAUAUGAGACUUCUAAUUAAUGUUGCUAGAAAUUAUUCAAAAUCGAUAUUAGGAGGAACGAAAGAAAAUAUCGUAGACGAUGCCUUCAAUUUAAUAACGUUUCAACAAUCAUUGAAAGCGAUUCAAACUACUCCGGAUAUAAAAGUCCAUAUGGACUUAGUAAACAGUAAAAUGCGGAUUAAGGAUUUCCAGCUAUAUACUGAUCGAAAAAAUUAUACAAAACAGAGAGCAAAGAUCGAUUGGCUCCAAAUGAUACGAGCCUUAUUCGUCAAUACUAAUAUAGUUAUUCGUGCAUCAAAAAAAGUGGCUUUAUUUGAUACAAUGUAUAUUGAUAGCUUAAUUGAACUUUUAAAUCGUACACCUGAAAGGACGAUUGUGAAUUACAUUCAUUGGACUUUUAUAAUUGAUGUCCUUAAAUAUUUAGACAAAACGACAAGAGAUUGGUUAACGGAUAUGACAAACAGUGCUAUGGGUAUCAUCAAAGAAUCAGAAAGGUGGGAAGUUUGUCUGAAUGAUAUGCCUUUGAAGGAUGGGAUGACUAUCGAAUAUAUCAAGAAUCACUUCUCUAAUGUGACAGAAAAAACUGCAAAAGAUAUGGCUGAAGAAAUCCGUAAAGAAAUUGAUAAAGAUAUUUCGAGGUCCACUUGGAUGAAUAGUGAAACAAAAAUGUUAACAAGGAAUAAACUUAACUCAAUGAAUGUUCAAAUUGGUUAUCCAGAAUGGUAUUUGUCGUCGAGUAAUUUUAGCCAACACUAUGAUGGGUUGCAAGUUGGUCCAGAUUAUUUUGAAAAUGCAAUGAAUUAUUUUAAAUUCAUAUCACGAAAUUAUACAAAGGAUUUUAGAAAACCAUAUGACAAAAAACGAUGGCUUAUGUCACCAAUUAUGGCAAAUGCUUAUUAUUUAUCUUCAACCAAUACUAUAGCGGCGCAGCUUUCAACUCCCAUGUUCAGUGAAGAGUUACCACUUGCUUUAAAUUAUGGAUCUGUGGGUUUUAUUAUUGGUCAUGAAAUGUCUCAUGGAUUUGAUGGCAGUGGACGAAAGUAUAAUAUAAAUGGUAAUCGCAUUCCUUGGUGGUCAGACGAAAUGAUUUAUAAAUAUACGAAGAAGGCUGAAUGUUUUGAGACUCAAUUUUACAAUUAUAAGGUAAACGGAAAGCAAACUCGAGAUGAAAAUAUUGCUGAUACUUUGGGAUUGAUGGCAGCGUAUGGAGCUUACAAGGAGAAAAUGACAAAAGACAACAUUAAAUAUCAAAGUUUACCUGGAUUUGAAAAUUUUGAUUCAAAUAAAAUGUUUUUUGUCUCUUAUGGUUUUGCCUCUUGUCUUAGUGCAACACCACAAUUUUUAAAGAAGUUGAAGACUGACGAACACUCAAAACCUUCGAUUAGAAUUAAUGGAGCACUGGCAAAUGUCGAUGGAUUUAGUGAAGCAUUUAAUUGUCCUAAAGAAGAAAACAAGUGUAGAUUAUGGAGUUGA
Molecule: messenger RNA, 2336 nt
Organism: Leptopilina heterotoma
Lineage: Eukaryota; Metazoa; Arthropoda; Insecta; Hymenoptera; Figitidae
Product: neprilysin-4-like
Exons: 18
Coding region: 120-2336 (738 amino acids)
Biological process (GO): protein processing
Cellular component (GO): plasma membrane
Molecular function (GO): metalloendopeptidase activity
Source: RefSeq, a predicted model, not a curated record